GGGAAUGUGAACUCAUUUUUUCCUCAAUUGGUGAGUCCAUUCAACACACAAAAACUUUCAAACACUCUAAUAAGAUGGAUAAUACUUCUUCUUUCUAUUCUUCACACCAAACACAAAACCACUACUACAACCACCACCACCACAACCACCACCAAUCAACCGCGUCGGAGUCAGAAUCGUCCGGCUCCGCCAGAUCGUGUGACUCGUUCCCAUGGGACGAGUUUUGGUCUAGUUAUAACUCUGUCUCACUUCCUCAACUCCCGUUUAAUACCAAUGACUCUGAUGAGAUUGCGCUUUUUAACAUGUUGUCAGAGCAGGAUAUCCAGCAGGGAAAGCGGGCUGAAAUAAAUGUUCAGCCCGCUUCCCCUGCUUCUACCAACUCCUCCUCCCCCUCAUCAUCCUCCACGUCAUCCUUUUCUCAGGGUGACGUGGGGCCCACGGAGAGGGCCUACAGAGGGGUGAGGAGGCGGCCGUGGGGGAAGUUCGCGGCGGAGAUUAGGGACUCAACGCGUAACGGUGUCCGAGUCUGGCUAGGCACCUUCGACGAUGCGGAGGCGGCCGCCUUGGCGUACGAUCAAGCGGCAUUCUCGAUGAGGGGGCCGAUGGCGGUGAUGAAUUUUCCGAUGGAGGUGGUGAGGGAGUCAUUGAAGGAGAUGAAGAGAGAGAAUGAGGAAAUAGAAGAAGAUAAUGAAGGUUGCUCUGCUUCCCCUGUAAUUGCAUUGAAAAGGAAGCAUUUGAUGAAGAGGAAAUCAAUGGGUAAUAAUGGCAGAAAAAAGGAUAGAAAAGUGAAGAAUCAAACUUCAUUUUCUUCUUCUUUUACUCCUAAUUCAGAGAGUUUGGUGAUUUUUGAAGAUUUGGGAGCUGAUUAUUUAGAACAAUUAUUGAAUUGUUCUUAAAAGAAAUAAAAUAAUUGGGUUUCAAUUUUGGGUGCUCUGUUUUUUGGUCCCCUGAAAACAGGGGAAAAAACAGGGAAAGUUUUAAUCUUAAUUUGAGAUUAUAACUUCUUUUCCCCCUUUUUUUAAUUUUUUUAAGAUAUAUUAUUUUAUAAUUUGUAUUUCUGUUAUUAGUUUAUCGGUUUAUCCCCUUGGUUUCUUUUGUAAAUAUGGAGCAUGAAGGUGUAUUAUUACUUCAAAAAUUACUUAGCUUUUUAGGUGGUUUUUUUGUACUCCGUAUAUGAAAACUAUUAAAUAUUAUUUCUUUACUAUUA
Messenger RNA from Spinacia oleracea (spinach), 1207 nucleotides. RefSeq names its product ethylene-response factor C3. Bases 75 to 896 code for a protein of 273 amino acids. The record is from RefSeq and is a predicted model, not a curated record. The transcript has a single exon. Gene Ontology annotation, molecular function: DNA binding; DNA-binding transcription factor activity. Gene Ontology annotation, biological process: regulation of DNA-templated transcription; ethylene-activated signaling pathway. NCBI's taxonomy places the organism in Eukaryota, Viridiplantae, Streptophyta, Magnoliopsida, Caryophyllales, Amaranthaceae.